Messenger RNA from Penaeus monodon (black tiger shrimp), 3599 nucleotides. Its product is annotated as serine/threonine-protein kinase Tao-like. NCBI's taxonomy places the organism in Eukaryota, Metazoa, Arthropoda, Malacostraca, Decapoda, Penaeidae. The record is from RefSeq and is a predicted model, not a curated record.
UCAUAUCACCAUACUCCAACCACGCCUUCAAUCUCACCGUCGCCAUCUUCUUCAUCUUUACAAGCAGAUUUAGGUAUACCUAACAAUAAUCACCAUCCAUUAACACCACCAUCAACACACACACAACCAUCAGUCAUUGAUGCUGCAACCAUGUCCACUAUCACUAGCACUAAUGUAACAUCCUCCACCACUCCUACCCUCCUUCUCCAGCUUCCGGGGCAGAAUGACGCGUCUUCUACCGUCAAGUCGCGCCGUGGACGGCCGAGUGGAAACCUUGGCGACCAGGGAAACAGCAACUUUGCAACCAUAAAGACGACGUCCAUUGUCAGCAAACAGCAAAAGGAGCAUCUUCAGGAGGACAUGCAUGCUGCUAUGUCUGGAUACAAGCGUAUGCGGCAAGAACACCAGCGUGCUCAAGCCAAGCUUGAAGAGAAGUGCCGGGUUGAGAUGGAGAACCACAAGCACCUGCUGGAUAAAGAGUAUGAGGCGUUACUAACACAGUUCAGUAAAGAACUGGAGAAACUCAGACAGAAACAUGAGAAAGAACAGGAAAAGAAACUUGACAGCUGCACUGUGGCAGAGAAGAAUUUACAGAAGGACAUCAAUGGUAGACAUGGUAUAGAACUUAAACACUUCCAGUCCCAGUACAAGAAGCAGUACAAGGAGAAUAUAGAAAAAUGGAAGAAAGAACUUUCACAAGAUCCAAAUACUCCCAAAAAACAGAGAGAAGCACAGCUUCAGAGCCAGAAAGAAUAUCUUAAGGCUUCGGAACGUCAGGAAGAGCAAAAGUUGGUGCAACAGCAAGGUGAAUAUUUGCAGCUGGAGACUCGCAAGUUCCGUCGACGUGGUCUCUUGGCCUAUUAUGCCAAGGAACAAACACUUCUCAAGGAGGAACUCACAAAGAGAGAGCAGCAGCUCGAAGCAGCGCAUUCCAUGCUUCUAAGGCAUCAUCAGUUAACACAGGAUUUGGAGUACCGACAACAGAGAGCCAUUCAUGCUUUGAAGGAGGAGCAGAUGAAUAAACAACACCAGACAGAAUUGAGUAGUCAACAUGAGUAUAUGAAGAGAGUGGAGAGAGAGCUGAGAAAAAAGCAUGCUCUACAACAAAAACAACAACCUAAGAGUUUAAAACAAAAAGAGAUAGAAAUACGUCGGCAGUUCAGGGACACUAUCAAUAUACAGCGACAACAGUAUAAGGAGUAUAAAGCACAGAUCUUAUCUAAGACACCUAAAGAUGAACAACGGGCUAUUAUCAAGAGAUUAAAAGAUGAUCAGCGAAGAAAACUAGCCAUGCUCGCUGACCAAUAUGAACAAUCCAUUGCUGAAAUGCUUCAGAGACAGUCUCUUAGGCUGGAUGAGAGUCAGGUAAUAGAGCAGCAGCAGUUAUCGGAGAAGUUGGAUAGAGAAUUAGAAAUGCUUACGGAAUACCAGACACGCAACCGUCAACAUGCAGAGGCACAGCGUGACCGCGAAAAGCGGGAGCUGGAUGAGAGAGUUGCUCUAAGAAGAACAUUAUUGCAGCAAAAGAUGAGUGAAGAAAUAGCAAGGUUCCAGCGUGAGAAACAGGAAAGGAUACGUCUUAUGCAAGAAAAACAAGCACGAGAAUUAGAGGAAUUUGAUAAUGAGUCAGUAAGGCUAGGAUUUAGUCCCCUGCAGAUGGUUGAGUCUUCAAGUGAGCGAUGGCCAGAAGAAUUUAAUGUGUCAACAUCCAUGCUUUCCUUAUCCCUCCAACCAAACCAUUGAAUAACUGGUUGAUUCCUAGCUAGCUGUAGGAAAUGUAAACAUUUGACAACCCUGUUCUCUCUAGGCUAUAUUGUUUUCCAUGUAUGAAUAUAAAUUUGAGCUCUUUGUAAUAUGUAAUUAGCCUUAUUUAUGAAAUACUAAUGUCACCUCCAUAUUUAUUUGUUGUAUAUCCAGAUAAUGGUUAGGAUUUCCAAAGUCUGGUCCAUGUAUGGCCGGAAUUUUUCCGUAGAUGCCUGGGCCCCCAAGGUGCUCUCGUGGCCACAAUGCCAGUGUGCUUUAGAUUCCCCUCCCCUGUUAAAAAGGUUAGAUUGGCAUUUCUAUGAUGAGCAAAAAUGGUUCAGUUUAUAUGAACUUCCAUCUCAUUAGUUGAAAUGGCUGUUGCUUGCAAGAUAUAUAAAAAAAAAAGAUCAGAUUUCAUUACUUUGUUGAAUAUGUUAGUAUGCAAAGAAAUGUUUAUUGAUUUCAUGAGAACUAGACUGUUAACAGGGCCAGCUCUUUCUGGUUUAGUGUAUAUACUGUAUAUGAGGAGACCAGUAAAUGUGAGCUUUAGAAAGUGUUACAUAUGAGGAAAGCUUUCUUUAAGCAAAAGAAAUCUAUCUUCACAAAACACUGUCUCAAUCUUGUAUUAACUGUAUGUUAUGGAUAUGUAGGUCUUUUCAUGACAGGACUUCUGAUUCUUCUGGUGAGCUUACAGGCCAAAAAUUCCUUUUUAAGUCAGUAAAUGAAACACAGGAUCUAAAAAAGAAUUUCUGUCAUUCAGUCCUGUAAGCAUUAAUCUGCUUAUUACUUUUUCUUUUUACUAUUACAUAUAUUAAUCACAGUCAUGAUAGAACGUGAUGAAACAAGGUAAUUUAUAGUACUCUACUCUCCAUAUGCUGGCCAAACCCCAAUAAUCAUUCUCUUUGGCACUGGAAGGUAAGCAAAGUCUGAUGGUCUCGGUUGAAAUAGAGAAGCCCUCUUUGCUCAAUAUAUCAUGUAACAAGAUCAGUGACUUUGAGCCAACAAUUUUGACUUUUUUUCUUUUUCUUUUAUAAUUUUUUGAUUUGUGAAUUGUCAUACUCAAAAAUUUUCUUGCAUUAAAAUCAUGUAUCUUGGGCUCAUAAAUCGGUGAUCCUGCAUCAUGAAAAUAACCCUCUAGCUUUGUGUGAAUUUGUUGUCAUCACUCUUUUUGUGGCAUGGUCAGCCAUUAUGAGCUUUCGAGGAACUGCAGAAAAAUGCUCAUAUUAUAUGUAUUUUGUAUAGGAACUUGUAAAGUGGGGGAACAUGCAUCUUUUAAAUGAUCCUCUUCAAGGAGUUCCUCUGUACUAGCUUGGUUCUGGUUACUCAGACAAGCAUAGCAUGUUGAACAGUUUCCAGGAAGUGUUUCCCUAGUCAGAUGAAGGUGUUGUCCUCAUCAGCAAGAAACUGUGCUUAUUUUCCAUAGGAAACUUCAUACUUGAAACUUCUCUUUUUUCAUGAGCUUAUCUUUUCCAGUUUUAAGGGGGCAAAAAUAGUGUCAUUGGCAACUUCAUCUUGUUUCCUUUCCAUAUUGGGCCCUUGUACAAAAUUUGAAAAUGUAUUUUAGGCUCAUAGUUGCUGACAUUUUCACAAAUAGGUUGAAUCACUAGCAGUUCUGAUGAUGCUCGUUCCUCACACCUGUAGCAUGUGGACCAUAGUAAUAUUUGUGUCAGCAGCCAGAAGGAAAAAGAUAUCUAAUAGGAUUUUUAAAGUGUGGCUUAGCACAAAAUUGAUGAAAGCAAGCCACGAGUCAGAAUGAUAUGUAAGAGACUUCAACUAUUGUGCAAGAAUUAAUGCUCUAGCUGUGUUACAUGGAAGUCCUGUUGGUCAUAUUCGUCCUGUUUGAAUAAAAAAAAAAA